Molecule: messenger RNA, 852 nt
Organism: Suillus subalutaceus
Lineage: Eukaryota; Fungi; Basidiomycota; Agaricomycetes; Boletales; Suillaceae
Exons: 2
Source: RefSeq, a predicted model, not a curated record
CUUAUUGUGGGGGAUCUCUUCAAAGCCAAGGAUGACUACGGGCAAUAUGGUGACCUCGCACAGGAGUUGAUUACAUGGCUUCGUAGCAAAACCCACAUUCUCGCACUCCUUCGUGAAUUGCAAAUGUCAACCGUGGGAAAGACGUUGGCCAUCAUUCGUGCUGUUCUCACUCGAUGGUUGUCGCAUUAUUUAGCAUACCGGCGACUUUUAGAUGUUCGACCAUCACUAGAGCUAUUGAUAGCAAAGCAUGAAGCAGAGAUACGGUCUACAGGUGAUGCUCGUUCACGAGCAAAGACCUCAGCCGCCAUCGCAACAAUCAAAAAUCCAACAUUCUGGCAUGCGAUGGCUCAAUGGAAGAACCUUUUGGAGCCAAUUGCCCUGAUGACGAAUGUUCACCAAGCUGCCCACUCGAAACCUGAGCAUAUUCCAAUCUCAUUUGGGUUUCUCUACUACCAUUACUCAAGAGUUGGCGAUGAAUCUGACCUUGUGGCUCGAAACGCGGUCCUGGAGAGUGCCGAGCGUCGCUGGGCUCAAGUUGAUCAAGAAGUUUUCAUUGCCGCUGUUAUCGUCAACCCACUCUACAAAGACAAACCAUUCAAAAAUAUUCCUCUGACAACACGUGCUGGGCUAAUGUCCCUCUUCAGUCGCCUCUGGACACGUUUUUACGGUGGAGUGCCACCACUCGAGCUUUUUACAGAUCUCGAUAACUAUCUAAAAAGUUCGCCUGAAUUCCAGCCACUUGACAUAUAUACGCAAAUAUUAGUAUCUCGUGCAAAGGACCAGGUAAUCUAUCCACUACAGCUGUGUUCCUCCAUGUCUGACCUAUUUCUGCCUACAGGGCACAUCAGUUGA